AUGAAGUGCACCUCUACCGCCUUUGCCCUCCUGGCCGCAGCCGCAGCCGGUGUCCAAGCAGCCAACAUCCAACUUGUUGGCUCUGUUCUGAACAGCGCUGCAAAAGAACCAUUCGAAAAGAGUAAAACCCUCGUCUAUGCCGGUGGCAAGACAAAGCGUGAUGCACCCAAGGUUUAUGAGCCAGAUCCCAACCGGGAUUACAACCUCGAAGACGGUUACAUCUUUGUCCUUCAGUGUACCACUGUUGGAUUCCGGCCUGAGUGCAUCUCGUUUGGUUCUGAACCCGGAAAGUGCGUGUCUUACUUCGACUUUGACCCCAAGAAGGGCGACGAUCCAACCUCAAUCUCGGAUGCAUUUAACCACAAUGUUACUUCGAUUUCCACUAACACUGGUGGCGUAUGCCAGUUCUACCAUUAUACUGGCUGCGAUGACAAACUCGAUGACCGUGGAUUGAGCACUUCUUACAACUACAACCUUAACGUCUCUUUGCCAGAGGACUCUCGAACCGUCGAGUACUUCAGGAACAUCACUAGCUGGAGAUGUUGA
Molecule: messenger RNA, 546 nt
Organism: Fusarium oxysporum Fo47
Lineage: Eukaryota; Fungi; Ascomycota; Sordariomycetes; Hypocreales; Nectriaceae
Exons: 3
Coding region: 1-546 (181 amino acids)
Source: RefSeq, a predicted model, not a curated record